CACGCGGGGAGAGAGAGAGACUCGAGGCUUUCUGCAAUGAACAUUUAAUUAAUGUGGGUGGGCUGAGGGAACACAACGGGUGUUUAUCAUAGACAAUUUAUUUUCCAGCGCUAAGUCAACAUAAAACAGCAAAACGGAGAACAAUUAUUUAACAUUUUAGACUCAUGAAGCGGACACACCGGUGGCGAUCUCUCCAGACUGAAACUGUCCUCCGAAGUCAUGAGUUUAUACCACAGCCCUGUUCCACAGCCCGGCGUGGCUGCAUCGGCUCUCACUUUAUCGAAUUCCUCCCUAAUCUAUGUUUACGGCGGCGAAGUUGGCGGCAUCAUUCCCGCUUUGGGAUUCGCGUCAAGCCGGCAGGAGCCCCCGCAGAAACCUCCUUACAGCUACAUCGCGCUCAUCGCAAUGGCAAUUAAGAACGCGCCGGACAAGCGCGCGAGUUUGAGCGGGAUCUAUCAGUUCAUCAUGGACCGCUUCCCCUAUUACCAUGACAACAAGCAGGGCUGGCAGAACUCGAUCCGCCACAACCUUUCGCUGAACGACUGCUUCAUCAAAGUGCCCAGAGAAAAGGGACGACCGGGGAAGGGCAGCUACUGGACGCUGGACACCAAAUGCCUGGACAUGUUCGAGAACGGAAACUACCGGCGACGGAAGAGAAAGUGCAGGACUCAGGAAACGGGAGAGAUUAAAAUCGGACAUAAGAGAACCCGAGCGACGACCCUGAACUCCAAACUUCUUCAAAGCGCCCAUUUGGAGAAAGAGUCAUCGCUUAAGGACUCGGAAAUAAGCAAGCGGCAACACGAAAAACCUCCCGAAAGAGAUCUUAACAUCCACGGGAAGUUUAACUGCACCCAACAACAAAACAGCGAGGCUAAUGUGGCCACACGCGCCUCCGAAUCCACGAAAGACUGGUUUUUAGCACCCUUGACCACAGCGGGCACUAACCCAAAAUGCUCGACGCCUGAACAGGCCAGCACAGUGUCUCUAAACAAUCUAAAUGGCACAAACGCUGCGCCUUUAAACGCGCGAGAGACGCCGGUACCCGUGACGAAUCACAUUGGAAGCGCGCAAACUGGAGACGCCAAAUCCGCAGAAACGAAUGCUCAGACGCAGCCUCGAAAAACAACAGACAAAUCGAAGGAGUUUAGCAUUGACAGUAUUCUGUCCAAAAAGGAGAACCAGUUCCAAAGAAUGCGCGGCGUUGCUGGAGGAGCGCAGGUCGCGUGUUUGGAGGAGCGCGGUUACGCACUCACGUCGUCGCUGAUCGCGCACGCGCACCCACAGCUGUACCCGCGCGGACUCCCGCUCUGCUCCUACCUGUCUCUCACCUGGCCGGACAAAAUACUGAACUUCAGAGAGAAAACAGAUGAGAAAUUAUUCUUUUGACGACACUUUUAUGGCUUGACGAAUCCCAGACCGUAGCAAAGCAGUUCAACCAGCUAAUAAUUAUUAAUUGCAAACAAAAACAGAUCUAUACAUAAACAUAUCUAUCAAGCGUUCAGGCUAACUAUUAUUAUUUCUACUGCUAUUAUUGUUGUCUUUGUGGAAUUCAACAUGGGUGGCCACUCUAAAGAACAGUAUACUGUACAGUAUACUAACAAUCAAUUCUAAUUAUGUGUAUACUAUGAUCAAGAACGCACUCUUUGUCUUUGAUAAUGAUAAAUGAUAAUGUUUAUAUGAACAAGGUUCCUCUCAGAUUCUUGGCAAAUCGCAUUGUGCUGUUGUUCUUGUCCUCUUCUCUACAAAUACAGAUACACAAAAACUCAAACCUGAUUUACUGCUUAAUGAUUCAUUUGUGGAAAGAAAAGAAAAUGAACAAGUUUGUACCUUGUACUUUCAAUUUGUAUUGAAAUUAUUUAAAUAAACAAUAAGUAUGAGUAAAACCUUGUUGAAAUAAACAUCUUCAAUUUCCCACACAAAAGAACCUGAUAUACUGUAUAUAUAUUCUAUGAAAAUAUUGACUCCAACUCAAACUGAAACCCUAAAGAAUCCCAUUUUUAUAGAGGUGAAAUUUAUAUCAGUAAGAGGAAUUUACAAUUGUGCUUUCUUUAAUAUGUUUUACUUAAUAAAGAGCUUUUUGGGGCAAGUAUUUAUAUAUUCAUAAUAAUGAAUGACAGCGAUGUCAUUUUUCUAUAUAGCCAAAUUAGCUACUAUUUGUUGCUACUGCUAGGACUAUACAUAAUCCUCAUCUGUGAAACUGAUCUACCACAUGUAUUUCUUGCCACCAUAUAUAGCCAUAAGUGAUUUUUGAACUGAAAGGUCUAAGCCUCACUGAGUGCAAAUCAGGAAUUCUUGUGGAAAUAAAUAAGCUUUCCCACAUUCAAGCAGAGGAACUCACAUCCACAAGCAUUUCCUGUGUAUAGGAUUCUUUUGGUCAGAAGUGUAAAUAGAGCAUCAUCCUUCUGAAGGCUUGUAGAGAGAAAGAGACUACAUCUCUCAAUCUGCUGCCUCCAUCUGUCCUCCUCUUCACAGAUGGGCUCCUUAGAUGGAGCAGUGUGCAGGACUCUGCUGGACCGCAGCCCUGAAUUUGCCAUGGCCAUUAUGAAAUACUGCUAUCUCUAAAGUGAUCUUUAAGAUUAUAAAAAGAAUGUUCUUUCAUA
This is a messenger RNA of Cyprinus carpio (common carp), 2600 nucleotides long. RefSeq lists its product as uncharacterized. The record is from RefSeq and is a predicted model, not a curated record. Lineage: Eukaryota; Metazoa; Chordata; Actinopteri; Cypriniformes; Cyprinidae. Gene Ontology annotation, biological process: regulation of transcription by RNA polymerase II; cell differentiation; anatomical structure morphogenesis. Gene Ontology annotation, molecular function: DNA-binding transcription factor activity, RNA polymerase II-specific; RNA polymerase II cis-regulatory region sequence-specific DNA binding.